GAAGCAGAGCACAGACCAAAAUCAAGAAUACAAAAUUGAACCCCUAAAGCUAAAGUUCCGCCGCGAAAUAAAUAGCCAAAAAGAAGAGACGGUGCACUCCCAAUUAAGAGUGAGAGAAGAAGAAGAAGAAGAAGAAGAAGAAGAAGAAGAAGAAGAAGCAACUAGCGCCAGCAGCUGAAGCAGAGAAGAAUGGGAAAGAAAACGAAGAAACCCGGCAAAGGAAAAGAGAAGACGGAAAAGAAAACUGCAAAAGCCGAGGUCAAAAAGGCGCGACGUGAGUCCAAAAAAGUAUCUCCCGAAGAUGACAUCGAUGCUAUUUUGUUGAGUAUACAAAAAGAGGAAGCCAAAAAGAAGGAAGUCCAUGUUGAAGAUAAUGUCCCAGCACCAUCUCCAAGAUCAAAUUGUUCGCUAACUGUUAAUCCCUUGAAAGAGACCGAACUCGUGCUUUAUGGUGGUGAAUUUUACAACGGAAACAAGACAUUCGUUUAUGGUGAUCUUUACCGGUUUGAUGUGGAAAAGCAAGAAUGGAAGUUAAUUUCGAGCCCCAAUAGCCCGCCCCCUCGAAGUGCUCAUCAGGCAGUUGCAUGGAAGAACUCUCUAUAUAUUUAUGGUGGUGAAUUUACAUCUCCAAAUCAAGAGCGUUUUCAUCACUACAAGGAUUUUUGGGUGCUGGACUUGAAAACAAAUCAAUGGGAGCAACUGAACUAUAAAGGUUGCCCUAGUCCACGAUCAGGUCACCGAAUGGUACUGUACAAGCACAAAAUCAUAAUUUUUGGAGGAUUUUAUGAUACUCUUAGAGAAGUGAGAUACUACAAUGAUCUACAUGUAUUUGAUCUGGAUCAGUAUAAGUGGCAAGAGAUAAAACCUAGACCAGGAUCCUUGUGGCCUAGUGCUCGAAGUGGAUUCCAGUUUGUUGUUUACCAAGAUGAGAUUUAUUUAUAUGGCGGCUACUCAAAAGAGGUUUCAUCAUCAGACAAAAAAGUCUCAGAAAAGGGAAAUGUUCAUUCAGAUAUGUGGUGCCUUGAUCCUAAAACCUGGGAAUGGAAUAAGGUCAAGAAGACUGGGAUGCCUCCUGGACCUCGUGCUGGUUUCUCUAUGGCUGUCCAUAAGAAGAGGGCACUGUUCUUUGGAGGAGUGGUUGAUAUGGAAAUGGAAGGUGACGUAAUGAUGAGCUUGUUCUUGAAUGAGAUUUAUGGUUUCCAACUUGACAACCAUCGCUGGUAUCCGUUGGAGCUGCGGAAGGAGAAGGCAACGAAACAUAAGUUAAAGAAGGAUUCUGACGAGAUGAAAGUGGCAGAAAGGCAAAAUAUAUCAUCCCUUGACGAAGAUGAAAAUUCCGAUGAUGAUGCUGACAUGGAUGUUGACGUAAAAAAUAUAUCUGCUAGUUUGCAUAAAAAAGUAACAGUUGUUGAUGACAAAGAAGUAUCUGGAUCUAGCAAGAAAUUCGCGGUGCAAGAAUCUGAUUUACCAGAGAUAGUGAAACCUUGUGGACGGAUCAAUUCAUGUAUGGUCGUUGGAAAAGAUAUGUUAUAUUUGUAUGGUGGCAUGAUGGAAAUCAAGGAUCAAGAGAUUACUCUUGAUGAUAUGUAUGCACUCAACCUUAGUAAACUGGAUGAGUGGAAGUGCAUCAUUCCGGCGUCUGAAUCAGAAUGGAUUGAAGUAUCAGAUGAUGAAGAACAGGAUGAAGACGAAGAUGAAGAUGAUAGUGAAGACGAAGAAGACUCUGGCAGUGAAGAUGACAGCGACAAAUCUGAUGAUGCGGAUGGAGACGUGGAGAUGGGGGAUGCCGUUGCUAUAAUAAAGGGAGAAGGAAAAACCCUCCGGAGGAAGGAGAGACGGAUCAAGAUUGAACAGAUCAGAGUCACCCUCGGCCUUUCUGAUUCACAGAGAACGCCAACGCCUGGGGAAUCUCUCAAGGACUUCUACAAACGUACGGAUAUGUACUGGCAAAUGGCUGCUUAUGAGCAUACACAGCACACGGGAAAGGAACUCCGUAAAGAUGGAUUUGAUCUUGCUAAGAUGAGGUACAAGGAACUGAAACCGAUACUCGAUGAGUUGGCAAUCUUGGAGGCGGAGCAGAAGGUGGAAGAGGCAGAGGCACCGGAGUCUAGUGGCUCGAGGAAGAAGGGCGCCAAGAAAGGCAUGCUUUCGGCCGGCAGGUGAAGAGGAAAUUUGCUUAGCUGAAAAAAUUUUCACAUUUUGAGCAAAUUCUAAAUAGUGUUUGUUAUGAAAUUAAAUCCUUUCCUUUCUGGUUUGAAUUUUUGUUUACUUUUUUAGUCUACGACAUAUGGGAUCACAUUUUUCAGGAACAUAAAGAGUUAUGAGAAAUUGAUUUGUUAAUUUUGCUAAAA
Salvia splendens (bonfire salvia) is the source of this 2351-nucleotide messenger RNA. Its product is annotated as kelch domain-containing protein 4-like. The record is from RefSeq and is a predicted model, not a curated record. The transcript is spliced from 20 exons. NCBI's taxonomy places the organism in Eukaryota, Viridiplantae, Streptophyta, Magnoliopsida, Lamiales, Lamiaceae. Gene Ontology annotation, molecular function: protein binding. Bases 190 to 2163 code for a protein of 657 amino acids.